Messenger RNA from Colletotrichum lupini, 2064 nucleotides. RefSeq lists its product as uncharacterized. Bases 1 to 2064 code for a protein of 687 amino acids. Lineage: Eukaryota; Fungi; Ascomycota; Sordariomycetes; Glomerellales; Glomerellaceae. The record is from RefSeq and is a predicted model, not a curated record. The transcript has 2 exons.
AUGACACUCGAAACGUCCCCCUCGUGCCCCUCCCGGCCGUCGUCGCCAGCACCGGAGGCCGGUGAGGCCACAAGUGGAUACCCCGCCAGUGCCGAGACCGAAUCGGGUGCCGCGGCGACCGCUGUGCCGCUGUUCUACAGUGCUAAAUCUCAUCCGCACAACUUGGACCAGACUGCCUAUCCCAAAAGCAUCUUGAUAAUCAAGGCCAUGGCGGGACUCGCCGUAUAUGCGGCCAUUGUCGCUACUAUCGCCAUCUCCAUUCGUCUCUUCUAUCUUCGACUCUUACCUAGGCCGAUCGCUGGUGGACCGCCGUUCAACCUCGAUUCUGCUAAGCGAAUCCUGGGAGAUGCACCGUACUUCAUCGAACUCGACAAUGCGGGGGAAUACUGGCUCAAGUUCUUCACGCAGCUGCUCUCCAAGCACAACACCCCCAUUGCUCAAUUCUUCCCUGGACCUCUCGAUAGGACGCACAUCGUCAUUGCAGAUUACCGCGAGGCCCGCGACUUGAUGUCGAAGCGAGGCAAAGAUCUCGGCCGUGGGGUUACCAACGAUAUCACCUGGAACAGUGUGAUUCCUGGGCACUUCAUCUCCAUGGAAGAUUCGCAUCCUUCUUUCAAGGACACCAAAUUCCUCACUAAAGACCUCAUGACACCAAGCUUCUUACAUGGGGUCAACGAUGGCGGUGCAGCGACGCUUCUGAAUGAUGUGCGGCUGAACAAGACAGAAAGCCCGGACUCAGCGACAUGGAAUGAUCUAGUGUUUCCAUCGUUCGACUCCGUAGGCUCACCCGAUGAUGAGUACCAUAUUUUGAAAUUAGGUGGCUCGAAUCAGAAGUUCAACUUCAGUAUCGAGGUGCCUUCACUGCGACCAAGACUCUUCUGUCACCCAGCUACAGUUAGAGAUAGGGGAGUAUCCACCACAGGAGGCGCAGUGUCGACAACGAUAACCGCUAUUGACUUACUUCCGGAGACCUGUCGGGCAGGAGAUGACAGUCAAGUCAGGAAUGUGUCAUUCAAGGCCACAGGAGAUAAAACAGACGGGCUGGUGGGCUUAUUCUUCGAUCUCGAUAUUGGAGUUCUUGUUAGUAAACAAUGCUCCCCCUGCAAAACGAAUCCAGACUCGGCACGUCCAUAUAAUCCGAUGGGCUGCCCAUCCAUCGGGAUAUUCUUCGCAGAACGCCCUUUCGUAUGUUCGCAGGUUGUCCAGCAGGUUCGGGUUGGGAUGAAAUUCACGUCCCUCAUCGGGCCAAAAGGCGAAAUCAUCUUUCAAAGAAGUAGCCUCACAUCCACACCGACUCCUAAUGAGUCAACUGCAAAGAACCUCACCCGCGAUGAUUCCGAGCUAGAUCUUUUCCCCUAUCGUAUUCAACCCCACUUCGAUAAAAAUGUUACGAACUCGAUCUCAGAUGACCCGGCCGAUCCAUUUUUCAGAUACAUACUUUCUGGAACCACGGGGGUCAGCAGGGACGAUUUGACCAAGAAUCCUGAUCAACUGAUCGAUGUCGUAAACGGCCUCUACACCAAGUUCAUGGUGCAGGUAAUGGAUUCGAGCAUCUUUCGAACGCCUAUCGUCGCUUCAACUCAGACGAAGGAGCAAAACGAAAAACAAAGUGUAAACGGUACGAUCUCACGAGAAGAAUUUCGCCUGAUAAUGAACUAUACGCCGAAACUCAUUCUUCAGAUCUUGCUUGGUACCAUGAUGAUCCUUGGACUGACGGCCUACAUCAUGGUCGAUCUCAAAGGCACUCUUCCUCGAAGCCCUCAUUCAAUAGCAAGCAGCAUGGCCUUAUUCGCAGGGAGCGAAUUGUGUGCGAAUCACAUUCCCGAAGAGGCUGAAUGGAUGAAUAAGCAGCAACUCGACCGAAUAUUUCAGGGAUACACAUUCGCCUUGGGGUGGUGGAGUCGCAGUGCGACCGAGGCAGAUUCUCGCAGCAUUGAUAGCUUGUUGGAUGCUCCAGUUGUGGAUGAGAGGUUCGGGAUUGACGUUGGAACGCCAGAGAGGUUGGGUUUUGAAGCUAAGGGAAACAGAGGUGGCAGACUAUGGAGCAAAUGGAGUGCGCUCUAG